This is a messenger RNA of Pelmatolapia mariae (spotted tilapia), 1254 nucleotides long. RefSeq lists its product as uncharacterized. The transcript is spliced from 6 exons. NCBI's taxonomy places the organism in Eukaryota, Metazoa, Chordata, Actinopteri, Cichliformes, Cichlidae. Gene Ontology annotation, molecular function: protein binding. The coding region runs from base 1 to 1137 and encodes 378 amino acids. The record is from RefSeq and is a predicted model, not a curated record.
AUGUUGUUUGCCAGAGACCUGUUGCACCAUGAAGAUGGCCAGUCUCCUCUGCAUAGCCUGGAGCAGGCUGCUGUCCACUAUGCAUCAGCUAUCAGACUUAACUCCAGAGAUGCCCGGCUUCACUUCCAGCUGGGUCUCGUGCUGGAGGAGCACCAUUACGCUACAGAGAUGUACGGCCUACAGAGGAAGGCUGACAAAGAGAGAGAUGAAUCAAGUGAUGCCAAAUCAACAGCACAUCAGGAUGACAUCCUGGCUGUGUGUAAACUGCACGGUUUCCUUGGAACACCCAAAGUAGAGAACCAGCUGCAGGCUCUGGAUAAAGAGUAUCAUCUGCUCAAAGAGCAGGGACAGUCCAGCAAAGCAGACUAUGUUCAGACUCUCUACAUCUGGCUUUCUAAGAAAACUGGCAAGGACAUCAGUGCAACUAUGCAGGAUAAAGAGAGUUAUAUCCACCGAGCCCUUCUGAAGUACCUGGAUGCCUGGUCUCUGUGCCCAGAAAGCUGGGAGUACAGCCUCCAUGCAGGAAGGCUGCUGCUGCUGCAAGGGAGGGAAAGGGAAGCCCUGCUGCACUUUCACAAUGGGCUGGCUCUACGGCCCCUACACCCUGCACUCAGAUUCUUCGCAGGCCUGGGUCUGCUACUGCAGGAACAGAAAGCCUCUGAGGAUGCAGAGAAGGAGGCUGCUCUGUUCUUACAACAGGGACUGGAGCACUUUAUCAGCCAGCGCUGCAGCAAGAGCUGGGAGGAGCAGGAUCUAUUGGACCCUCUGUCCAGCCGCAACACACAGUUCCUACGAGGCCUUCUUACUCUGGGGCAACUGCAGCAGAGAAACACAUUAUGCACAAAGGCCAUGAGUGCUGAACAGGUCUAUCAUAUGUAUGUAAAACUUUGGGAGUUUUUAUUUUUUGCUGGUUUUAUUAUUCGGGGUUUGCAGUGGAUAUCGGCUCUAACGAGCUGUCUCACUCAUCUCAGCAGUGAAUGUGCGAUCCAAAGAAAAGUCCUGUCAUUUAAGAGUACAAGCCAGUUUAGCUGUUUUAACCACUACAUAAAAACACUGUCUUCUUGUCUCUGUGCUGGACUGCUUCAGUGUGGCAAUGCUGAGUGCCCAGAGUGUGAGUCAGUGUGUACGUCGUGGUGAGGUGAGCAGGCAGCUGGAGUGGGUGCUGCUGGAUGCUCACUUUGCCCUGCUGCAGAGGCUGACCCAGCAGAGUGAAUGCCAGGCUAAGACUGGCAUUGAGAGGCAGUCUCUGGUGGC